AUGGCAACGGAAGUGUUAUCCCCCACCGCCAGCCAAGUCCUAACGGCCCGGCAGCCCAGCCGCAGAGCCUUCGAAAACACCCACAUCUUCGACACCAUCGCCGAACCAAAGGAACUAAAGUCAAUCGUGGAAAACGACAUCUACCUCCUUGGAGGCCAGUACGCUAUCCUCUGCCAAUUUCUCCAGCCCGCCCUCGCCAAAGGCAGCUACAACCACUCUGACUUCGCUUCCCGCAUCGCCCAGCGCCUCCGCAACACCUCGCGCUUCAUCAACGCCGCCGUCUUCGGCACUGAAGAAGAAAAGAAAGCCAUCUUCUCCGUGAUCCACAAAUACCACGCCCGCGUCAAGGGCUCCGACUACGACGCCAACGACCCCGAGCUCCACCGCUGGACAGCCGCCACGCUCUUCGUUCCCGCCGGGCAAAAAUGGGAAGCCCUGUAUAAGGAGUCGGCGGUGUUUGGGACCUCGCUGCGCAUGCCACCGGAGAUGUGGCCUGCCACGCUGGACGAGUUCUGGGAGUACUGGAACCAUAACCUUGCCACGCUGCCGGUGACGGAUGAGGCGAGGAAGCUGUGUCGGGACUUGCUGUAUCCAAAGGGCUUGCCGCUGUGGAUGGCGAUGAUUUCGCCGCUGGCCCGCCUGGUCACGGUCAACUGGUUGCCGGAGCGGCUGGCUCGGGAGUAUGGGCUGGCGCCGUCGGUUGUGAGUAAGGCGAUGUAUCACUAUUUUGUGUUCAACACGCGCAUUGUGUAUCCUUUGCUGCCGGAGAGUGUGCAACAGUAUCAGCAUCGGAUAUAUCUGACGGACUUGAAGGCGGCGGUUGAGCGGGUGAAGGAGACGGGGCAUUGGGUGGGGAUCUAA
Molecule: messenger RNA, 861 nt
Organism: Aspergillus terreus NIH2624
Lineage: Eukaryota; Fungi; Ascomycota; Eurotiomycetes; Eurotiales; Aspergillaceae
Product: oxygenase MpaB family protein
Exons: 2
Coding region: 1-861 (286 amino acids)
Molecular function (GO): oxidoreductase activity
Source: RefSeq, a predicted model, not a curated record